This is a messenger RNA of Durusdinium trenchii, 1487 nucleotides long. The record is from the annotation of a GenBank genome assembly. NCBI's taxonomy places the organism in Eukaryota, Dinophyceae, Suessiales, Symbiodiniaceae.
GCGAAGGCUGCGGGUGAUGUGCGGCUUCCAUGCGUAGCCGGCGACGCUCGAGACACGGUGCCGCUCCCCACCGUUCAGAACUCGGAACCUGAUCGCAUGGCGCAUCGCAUGGCGUGCAUUACUCGACAUGUGACUGCCUGUGCCACUCCACCGCUCAUGGCCAAUGCUGUGGCAGCAGGGCCAGGGCUUCCCUUUGAUGAGGUGAUUGGCAUUUGUGCGAAGUACUUGAAGCACUCCCACACUGACUCCCACGCACUAGCAGUGAUGUCUGCGAUCAAAUCACAUUUGUAAACUGCCAAAUCGGAUUAUGAGAUGGAGCUUUUGGUGAUGUUUGUGGGGUCGUUCAGUGCUGGUAAGUCUUCUUUGAUCAACUCCAUUACUGGGAAGACUGAUCAAUGCCGGGUAGGCAUCGCACCCACUACGGAUGAUCUCACGUAUAUUCCAUGGAAGGGAAUCUCUUUGGUGGAUUCGCCGGGUUUGGAUGCCGUUGCGAAGAAGGGGCACAAAGAGAAGUCAUUGGAAGCUGCACGCCGUGCCAAUGUGGCCGUCGUUGUGAUCAAUGCCCGCCACGCUCUUGGGGAAAGCGAGAGGCCGAUUUUGUGCGAGUUGCUGGCCUCCAAACCGGAAGUGCUGGUGGCCCUGAAUUACUGGAACUAUGUGGAGAAGGAGAAGGAUCAAGAGGAUUGCCUGGCAUAUGUGAAGGAUGUGUUUCAGAGCCUCAUGCCUGAUGUGUCCCCGGUGAUUAUCCCUUUGAAUGCUACCAAUGGGCGUGACGAAGCUCUUAACAUGUUGAUGGGGUCAAUAAACUGCGGGAUUGCUUGGAACACAGCAUUCUUCAGGAGAGGUCGGGUGUGCAACAGCCAAAACUCAAGUCCGCCAAAGCAGCGAUACAGCGGGGUGCGGGAGAUGCAAAGGCGGCAUUGGAGAGGCAGCUUGAUGAGAUCAACAGGAAGUACCAAGUGGAGGAAAAGGGACUUCAGCAGAAGAUUGAGAAUGUGGAGGAGAAUGUCAAGAAGUGGAUGCAGGUCUUCGAGCGUAAGGCUGGGGUGACGAUACCCCAUAUGCUCCCAGGCUUAGCCAUUGGUGCUUCAAUGGGUCCUUUGGGUCUUCUUCUUGGUGGCCUUCUAGGGGGUCUUCUUGCUGGUCUUGGUCAGCUUCUUAGCCAAGGAGACAGGGAUGAACUUCAACGUGAACUUCGAAAAGAAUUGGAAAGGGCCCACCAGAUGAGACACGCACAAGAGCAAGCAAAACAGCAUCAUGAAGACAAGAUCACAGGUCUAAAAAAGGACAUGCGUCGCCUCGAGGACAUUCUCCGCACAGUAGUUUGACCCUGCUUCCACCGGCGUUUUCGGCGGCGAGGGAGUGGGCUGGUAGCCCCUCCCAGCUGUUUGCAGCUGCCAUGUAGCGGAUUUGGCCGUGCCCAUGGCUUGGGCACCUUAUAUAAUCGGAGAAGUCCAUGCCAGCCCUCCGAACUGGCUUGACCUCGG